This is a messenger RNA of Osmia bicornis bicornis, 3274 nucleotides long. RefSeq names its product heat shock factor protein-like. Gene Ontology annotation, molecular function: DNA-binding transcription factor activity; sequence-specific DNA binding. The coding region runs from base 346 to 2148 and encodes 600 amino acids. NCBI's taxonomy places the organism in Eukaryota, Metazoa, Arthropoda, Insecta, Hymenoptera, Megachilidae. The record is from RefSeq and is a predicted model, not a curated record. The transcript is spliced from 13 exons. Gene Ontology annotation, biological process: regulation of DNA-templated transcription.
CGGAGUUAGGUACCAGUGUACCGGCAUUUCUUGCCAAACUUUGGAAACUGGUUGAAGAUCCUGAAACUGACGACCUUAUUUGUUGGUCACCCUAAUCGUUGUUGCGACGAUAAUAACUCAUUCGUAAUGCUAAUGUUGUGCAAGUGAACGAAUCAAACGUAAGCUAAACGUUGACCUCCGUAGCAUACAUUUUUACAUACACAACCUAUAUUUUGCGUGUACUCGACGUUGCUGUAAUAUAUUCCGUGCUUACUUCUAUGAUCACAUAAUGGGAGAAGUUUCUUUAUUCGAAAUCAAGCACAGUUUGCCAGAGAAUUAUUGCCACAUUAUUAUAAACAUAAUAAUAUGGCCAGCUUUGUUCGUCAAUUAAAUAUGUAUGGUUUCCACAAAAAGGUUUCUGUUGAACUAGGGGGUUUGAAAUGUGAUAGAGAUGAGAUGGAAUUUGCACAUCAGUUUUUUUGUAAAGGACAUCCAUAUCUUGUAGAACAUAUUAAAAGAAAAAUUGCAUCAAGCAAAGGCCAAGAUCCAGCACUUACUCCCAUUAAACCAGAACUAAUGAAUAAAAUGCUUAGUGAAGUAAGAAGUAUGAGAGGUCGUCAAGAACAUUUAGAUUCAAGACUAGGGGCUAUGAAAAGAGAGAAUGAAGCAUUAUGGAGAGAACUGGCAAUGCUUAGACAGAAACAUCUGAAACAACAGCAAAUUGUUAAUAAACUUAUACAUUUCCUAGUUACUUUAGUGCAACCUUCAAGAAGUGGUGGUCUUUCUGUUAAAAGAAGAUAUCCCCUAAUGAUUGAUGACUCUAAUCGUCAGCGUAACAAGCAAGCGAAAAUAUCAAAGUCACAAGCAUCACCUGCGGGUCCUGUGAUUCACGAGCUCGAUGCAUCAGAACCUGAUUUAGAUUCAGAGUAUAUUGUUGCAGAAAUGUUGGAAGGACAUUCAAAUCCAUCUAUUGAAAGCCCAGAACAUAACAAUACAUCAAUAAUGGAUGAUAAUAAUAUAGAAACUGUUCAUUUAGUUGAUAAUUCGGUUCAACUACAAGAUGAUAUACAACUGAUUAAUCCGCAAGAAAUAGAUGCAAAAAAGAAACGUGGAUGUAAGGGUAAAAAGAAGAGGAAAAACAAGAUGCCUGUCAAAAUUUUGAUCCCAUCAACGGAGAAUGGAGAGGAACCGAGGGAAGAAACACAUUUACUUGAAAUGCCAUUAGAAGAUUCUCCAGUGACCAUUGCUUUAUUGGAAAAUAAAUCAAUUUCUAAACCAGUACCUGUGGCAACUGUACGUAGCUCAAAACUUGCAGCUAUGGCAGCUAAUAUGAAUAAAUCACCUGAUGCAGAGCAAGAGCUCGACUUAGAAAAUUCUGCAGAUAUGGAAGAUGAUGUACAGGAGAAUGAUUCUGCUUUGGUGAAACUCGAAGAUAUUUUAAUAGUACCAGAGAUUAUUGAUGAGGACGAUGGGGGCAACGAAAACGUGGAAUAUAAUGAAAACAACGGCAACACCGAGAUUAAUGGAAACGAGAAUCCCUUGAAUCAAUUCAAUAAAGCAGAUGGUAACACUGAACAGAAUACUCAAAAAGAUUCAUAUACAAAUGAUGUUGAGAAAAAUAUGGAGAAGGAGAAAGUAAACUGCAACGGUGCGGGCACAAGCAAUUCAAAAAAUUUAUCUUUGAGUUGCGUCGUUACCUCUGGCAUGUCUGACGCUAGUUACAGGUUAGGAUCAAUGGAAGAAAUGGAUAAUCAUCUUGAAACAAUGCAAACAGAAUUGGAAAACCUUCGUGAAAUUCUACGUGCCGAAGGGUAUAGUAUUGAUGCAAAUACACUUCUUGGGUUAUUUGGAGCAGAUGAUCCAAUGUCAUUUGGUAUGCCGGUUAAUCCUGAGUUGAAUCCACAUUCUGAAAAAGAGGAAGAUGAACAUGUUAAUGUAGCAGAAAAUAUGAAUGGAUCAGCAGCUGGUGGAGAACUUAUGACAUAUAAUCCUACACCGAAUUUAUUAGAUUUUGACGACGAUAUCUUUUUGGGUGCUACAUCUCCUGUCACCAGCACAGCAGGCGAUACAGCUACGACCAGUCUUUAUAAUUCGGAUCCUCUUGAUCUGGAGGAUAGCAAAACUUCGCUUCUGGAUUCCUUAACAAAUGAUGUAAACACUUCAUCGUAAAGUCUCAUUCCUAUGGUUCAGAUCACUGUUGCCUCCAAUGCUUUGGUUUCAGUAUGUUUUAUUCUCGAUGGAUCAUCACGAGCAUGCUCUCUAUCUCUGUCUCGGUGUAAUUUGAUGACCAAAUAAGCAACGAGCUUGUAAUGUACAGACAAAUGUACCUAUACUGAAGGAGAACGUGGUCUCGAUAUAUGCGAUCGAUCAAAUGAUCCCGUCCAUUUAUGGAAGAAAUAAUAACUAAAUACUACCAGGGCGCAUAAAAUCCUCUGGAUUUGCUGCUAUUAAGACUGAUCAAAUUUAAAUCGCUACAGUAUUUUUCUAUGAAUUAACAUUGUUGUUUUGAUCCGCAUUCUAUUCACAGUAUAUAUCUAGUACAAAUAUCGGUAAAAUAACCAAAUUACAUAAUAAGGUUAUUUAUUUAUCGAUAUGUUUUGCAAAUUUAUAAGUUUGUUCUUUUUAUUUUUCGUUUUCUUCCCAACGGAAACUGUUAAAAUGCAGAUAAAAGAAUUGUUAAGAAAACACUUGUUAUCUGUAAUUUUUGACGAUCUCAUUUAUAUAUUUACUGGGGUUUGAGUGUUCUUUCAUCUACGUAAAUAAUUUUUUAAAAAGUAUAUACGAAAUUCGUAUUUUUUGUAUUAAAUUCUUCUUAGGAAGAAAAAAAUCAUGUAUAUACAUAUAUGGAUGUUUGAUCCAAAUCAGAUUUGCAUUGAAACGCCUGGUGUUCUUGUAGAUCAAGAUAUUGUACAGAAAUAGAUAUGUUAGAGGUGGUUUUAUAUCUUUUAUGAAAAAAAAAAAAAAGAAAUGAAAAUCUGUUGUACGCUUGACAUUUUUGUCUGAAACGAUAAACGAUAUUCGUAUAUCUGUAGUCGUCGACUCGUUGUAUAAAACAUUAUUUAUUUUUCAUUGUAAUAACUUAUUGUAUUACAAUGUCACAACAUUGUAAUAACUUGUACAGCUUACGUUAAACCCUCUACGAUUAUCAUAAAUAUAAGUAUCUUGUCAUUUUGAUUUUUUAUAUAAAAUUGUGUAUUUGUUUGUAGUACACGUCACGUAUUUCGUUUUUCUACGUUAGAAAAUGUACAUUCGAAACAAUUUGUUUCAUACACAAGUUCUGAACUACUGAAAAGAA